This is a messenger RNA of Erinaceus europaeus (western European hedgehog), 1045 nucleotides long. RefSeq names its product metabolism of cobalamin associated B (gene MMAB). Gene Ontology annotation, molecular function: corrinoid adenosyltransferase activity. NCBI's taxonomy places the organism in Eukaryota, Metazoa, Chordata, Mammalia, Eulipotyphla, Erinaceidae. The coding region runs from base 56 to 781 and encodes 241 amino acids. The transcript has 9 exons. The record is from RefSeq and is a predicted model, not a curated record.
CGUAGGCCCCGGACGGGCCGCUGGGAGGGUCAUUCCUCGCCCCAGGCCCGGGCGCAUGGCGGCCUGCGUGCUGGGGGGCCGGCUCGGCCUGCGCGCGGCUUUCAGCGGCUGCUGCCUCUUGCACCCCCGUUUCCAGAGCCGCGGGCCCCCAGGCGUGGAAGGCAGGGACAGGCCACAGCCUUCUUCGAAGACGUCCAAGCCCCCCAAGAUUUACACCAAAACAGGAGACAAAGGGUUUUCCAGCACCUUCACUGGAGAAAGACGCCCUAAAGAUGACCAGGUAUUCGAAGCCUUGGGAACCGCGGAUGAAUUAAGCUCAGCCAUUGGGCUCGCUCGUGAACUGAUGGCAGAGAAGGGCCACCCAUUUACGGAGGAGCUGCAAAAGGUCCAGUGCUGGCUGCAGGACGUCAGCUCCGCCCUGGCGACCCCGCGCUCCUCUGCCCGGGAGUCUCACCUAAAGCUCACUGCGUUCCCAGCGGGGCCUGUGGAGCAGCUGGAGCAGUGGAUCGACGUGCACUCCUGCCAGCUGCCCCCACUCACAGCUUUCAUUCUGCCCUCAGGGGGCAGGAGCAGUGCCACGCUGCACAUCUGUAGGGCUGUCUGCCGCCGGGCUGAGAGACGCGUGGUGCCUCUGGUCCAGGCAGGUGAGACGGACACGAACGUGGCCAAGUUCUUAAACAGACUCAGCGACUAUCUCUUCACACUGGCCAGACGUGUGGCCCUGCAGGAGGGGCAGCCAGAGCAAAUAUACAAGAAAAAUGACUCAUCGAACCAAGCCUGAGGCCUUGGAGAAAAGAGGAGGCGGCACUGAGGGCUCCCCUAGAAGAGCAGUCGGCUCUUGGGGGGGGGGGGGGUCCUGACCCUGAGUGAGCAGACUCUGCUUUCUCCUGGCCCCUGUCACCUUCCCCUGUCACGCCAGCCUGAGCCCAGGGGCGCUGGGUCUCCAGCAAGUGGGAGUGAAUGCAGCAUGGUGGGAAGGAGAGGGCCAGUGAUGCUGCAAUGAGGGACCACCCAGAAAAAUAAAUAAAUGAAUAAAUAUGGGAAA